AUGCUCGUUCCCCCCCCAUGCGCUCCCUCCACUUCCCCCUUCACUAUCACUCCCCUUCCUCGUCGCGUUCUCUCCCCUUCCCCCUCGCUAGCGUGCUUGUUCCCCCCCCAUGCGCUCCCUCCACUUCCCCCGUCACUAUCAUUCCCCUUCCUUGUCGUGUUCUCUCCCCUUCCCCUCGCGCGCGUGCACUUUCCCCCCCCAUGCGCUCCCUCCACUUCCCCCUUCACUAUCACUCCCCUUCCUCGUCGCGUUCUAUCCCCUUCCCCCUCGCUAGCGUGCUUGUUCCCCCCCCAUGCGCUCCCUCCACUUCCCCCGUCACUAUCACUCCCCUUCCUCGUCGCGUUCUCUCCCCUUCCCCUCGCUAGCGUGCUUGUCCCCCCCCCAUGCGCUCGCUCCACUUCCCCCAUCACUCGUGCUUGUUCCCCCCCCAUGCGCUCCCUCCACUUCCCCCGUCACUAUCACUCCCCUUCCUCGUCGCGUUCUCUCCCCUUCCCCUCGCUAGCGUGCUUGUCCCCCCCCCAUGCGCUCGCUCCACUUCCCCCAUCACUGUCACUCCCCUUCCUCGUCGCGUUCUAUCCCCUUCCCCUUGCUAGCGUGCUCCUUGCUCGUUCUCCCCCCAUGCGCUCCCUCCACUUCCCCCUUCACUACCACUCCCCUUCCUCGUCGCGUUCUAUCCCCUUCCCCUCGCUAGCAUGCUCGUUCCCCCCCCAUGCGCUCCCUCCACUUCCCCCGUCACUAUCACUCCCCUUCCUCGUCGCGUUCUAUCCCCUUCCCCUUGCUAGCGUGCUCCGUGCUCGUUCCCCCCCCAUGCGCUCCCUCCACUUCCCCCGUCACUAUCACUCCCCUUCCUCGUCGUGUUCUAUCCCCUUCCCCUUGCUAGCUUGCUCGUUCUCCCCCCAUGCGCUCCCUCCACUUCCCCCUUCACUACCACUCCCCUUCCUCGUCGCGUUCUAUCCCCUUCCCCUCGCUAGCAUGCUCGUUCCCCCCCCAUGCGCUCCCUCCACUUCCCCCGUCACUGUCACUCCCCUUCCUCGUCACGUUCUCUCCCCUUCCCCCUCGCGCACGUGCACUAUCCCCUCUCAUGCGCUCCCUCCACUUCCCCCGUCACAAUCACAAUAG
Messenger RNA from Closterium sp. Naga37s-1, 1119 nucleotides. The record is from the annotation of a GenBank genome assembly. NCBI's taxonomy places the organism in Eukaryota, Viridiplantae, Streptophyta, Zygnematophyceae, Desmidiales, Closteriaceae.